AUGAGAACCGGAGCCAGCAACUCUCACCGAAACACAGCUGUCACAUCAUUUCCCAACCUCCUAGGAACCUCACAAGGAUGUAUCGACAAUCUUUCGAACUAUGAUGACCGAUUCUCCUGCUACGGCGAGAUCACCAGUCAUCGCGAAUAUGCGACGUACUUCAGCUAUUACUUUAAGACGUUCAUCACGGUUUUCGCAUUCUUGACGACCAUUUUGAGCGCGAUGCAGGUCAUUUUGGUGCUCUUGUUUCUCAAGUUCACAAUCUUCCGAGCACUGUGUGAACUUCGCCUUCCCCAAAAGAAGUUAUCAAAUUUGUCGAAUAUGCGACUGGCUAAGCUCGACCGCGGGUUUCUCUUCGUUGCGAAGCUUUGGUUCUGCGAAUCCUGA
This is a messenger RNA of Pseudocercospora fijiensis CIRAD86, 387 nucleotides long. RefSeq lists its product as uncharacterized. NCBI's taxonomy places the organism in Eukaryota, Fungi, Ascomycota, Dothideomycetes, Mycosphaerellales, Mycosphaerellaceae. The coding region runs from base 1 to 387 and encodes 128 amino acids. The transcript is spliced from 4 exons. The record is from RefSeq and is a predicted model, not a curated record.